Harpegnathos saltator (Jerdon's jumping ant) is the source of this 2496-nucleotide messenger RNA. Its product is annotated as glycerate kinase. Gene Ontology annotation, cellular component: cytoplasm. The transcript has 2 exons. Lineage: Eukaryota; Metazoa; Arthropoda; Insecta; Hymenoptera; Formicidae. The record is from RefSeq and is a predicted model, not a curated record. Gene Ontology annotation, biological process: protein phosphorylation. Gene Ontology annotation, molecular function: glycerate kinase activity. The coding region runs from base 87 to 2204 and encodes 705 amino acids.
AUUUCAUAACUCGUGACGUAGCACCAACGCAAAAGGCUCUAGUGUUAUUUUACAAAAAAUGUCUCCAAUCAAGCGCGGACAUAUAUAUGAAUUUGGUAAUUAUGAUACAUCGGAGAAUAUUGUACAAGUUCGCUUUGCACAGUUAUUACAAAAGUUUUCGUCCUAACCUAACAAAGUUAUCCAAGCGUGCGAGUCCACGUCGCGGUAUGGCAACUAACACGGAUUUCUUGUCAGAGACUAGGUCGCAUUUAAGAGAUCUCUUUCGUGCCGCCGUGAAAGCAGUGUCUCCUAACGAGAUUAUAAAGAAGAAAGUGAAACUCCGGGAUAAUGCUCUGUACAUUAACAAUGAAAAGUAUCCGCUUCAAGAGAAUGUUUACAUAGUCGGAUUCGGCAAAGCGGUUAUGGGAAUGGCCGUGGAACUCGAGAGGAUACUCGGUGGUACUCUGAGGAAAGGUAUAGUCAGCAUUCCGAGAAAUUCAAUGGAUAUCGUGUGGAAGUCGGAGGACAAGUCUAGCUUUCCGAAGUUGUACAACAGCGUGAUCAAAUAUCGCGAAGGUGGCAUGAAUAAUCAACCCGAUGGGGAAUCGUUUGAAACCACACACGAUAUUAUAGAUCUGGUGGAGAAGUUAACAGACACCGAUACUUUGAUAGUCUUAAUCUCAGGUGGAGGCUCAGCUUUGCUAUAUAUGCCAAGACCUAUCAUUGACAAAAUGGAUAAAUUGGAACUAUGUAAGAAGCUUCAGAAUGCAGGUGCUAGCAUUACUGAGCUCAAUAUCGUAAGAAGAAAGUUGUCCCUUGUAAAAGGUGGUGGUUUGGCACGAAUGGCUUAUCCUGCUUCUAUUAUCGCACUGAUACUAUCUGAUAUUAUCAAUGACCCUAUCGACUUGAUUGCUAGUGGUCCUACUGUUUACAGUGCCAGAGCACCAGAGCAAGCAGUUGCUAUAUUGAAAAAAUAUAAUUUGUAUCAGUCAUUAGAGGGUGAUUUGAAGAAAGUUUUAACAUCCAAAGAGACCUUCAAUGAUGUUCCAUUGUUAAAUUCAGCUAAUCAGUUUAAGCAUGUAACAAACAUAAUCAUAGGGAAUAAUACAACAGCUAUAAAAGUUGCAUGGCAAGAGGCAUUGUAUAAGAAAUUGACUCCAAUAAUAUUGAGGAAUGAUGUCGAAGGCAAUGUACGUGAUGUUAGUUUAGGAUAUGUGCACAUAGUGAAUUUAAUAUUGCUCAUCUUAAUGAACAAAUUGACAUUAGAAGAUUUCUAUGAUAAAGUGUAUAAUAAUGCAAUUCCAUUAGAUUUGGAUAAAGUAAAUGAGAUCUAUCAUUAUAUUGUCAACAAUAUUGGUGAUAUAGUUUUAAUUGGAGGAGGAGAACCUACAGUCUUGGUAAAAGGUCAAGGGAAAGGUGGCAGAAAUCAGGAAUUAACUUUACGCUUCUCACAAGAUUUAUAUGGAAUGUACAAAGUACAUCCAGAAUUUGCCAAUUAUGAGGUAAUGAUGUUGAGUGCUGGCACCGAUGGUCAAGAUGGUCCUACUGAUGCAGCAGGUGCAUUCGGUUAUCCUGCUAUUGUACCUAUAAUGCAAAAUCUUUACCAAAGAGUGAAAGUUAUGUCCAAUGAAAAAUUCACAUCAAGCAUGUCUCAGGAAGCAGUAAAAUAUAUGGAGAAAAAUACAGAUGAGAAUUCGACGCAAGAUCCGUCAUGUGAACUAUCGAAAAUGACAAGAUCUAUUGUUCAACCGCAGGGACAAGAUGCCACCGUAGUAGGAUCUGCUUCUGCUCGAACAGAUGAUAACGUCCAUAUUGAUCCUAUGGUAUUGAUGGAAACGGAACGCAUGUUGCUUAAGAAUACUCUGUCAAAUAACGAUACAUACAAUUUUUAUUCACGUUUUAAGAGAGGCGCGGAUUUAUUGAAGACAGGACUCACUGGUACUAAUGUUAUGGAUUUACAUUUUAUUUACAUUAGAAAAAAACGGUGCGAAGAUAAAUUCGCGAUACAUGAUAAAAUAACACAGUGUGGACAUAUUUUCGACAUACACGACUUACAUGUUGAUACAAUGACUGUCGAGAGAUAUAAGGCUAAGCAGGUUUCCUUAGAAGUUGACAAGGACAAAGAUUUAAUCGCUAAAGCUAGGGAAGAAAAGCCACUGCUUGACAUAAAGAUCAUUGAUGAAAAUCUUACAGAUAUGUGUUGUAACAAAAAGCGCAAGAGUUGAUCAAGCAAACUAUAUGUGAAUAAAAUAUAUGAAACGAACUGUAUUAUAGUAGAACUAAAAUUAUCUGUAUACAGGAUGUCCCAUUUUAACUUUCGCAUUAAAAAAUCUCGAAAACUAUGAAAGAUAUUACAAAAAGCUAAAACACGUUUUCCGUGAUUUCGAAGGGGAAAGAGAAUGGCAUUAUGGUUUUUUAUUGGGAGGACAUUUUGAAGGUCAGUUGAAGGUCAACUUACUUUUUUUUAAAUAGAAAGCCCAAUUUUUUAUUCUAUCUUCUUUUUCUACCAAUUUUAAC